UCCUCGCUUUACGGCUCUUUCGCCGCUGACGCGCGCCCUGCCCGCGGUGCUUUACGGCUGCAUUAGGGUUUUACGACCGCGGCGGGCAACGCUGUGCGGGGGUCAUGGCUGGAGACGAGCGGGACCUGCACGGGAGGGGUGAGGAGGAGGAGGAGGAGGAGGAGGAAGAAGAAGAGGAAGAAAAGGAGGAAGAAGAGGAAGAAAAGGAAGAAGAGGAUGGUCCCCAGGGCUCCCCCGCUGCCGAAACCCCCUCCGACCCCCCCUCAAAGCCGGUGGUACCGGGGGUCCUUUACUUGUCCUUCCUCCCCCCGGGCUUCGGCCCCCGCCAGGCCCGGGCGCUGCUGCGGCCGCACGGGGAGCUGGGCAGGGUCUUCCUGCAGCCCCGCGGUGAGGGUCUCACCCCCAUUUCUCGCUGCCCAGGAGGAUCCGUGCGACGGCGGAGGCAGCGCCCGGGAGGGCCCCCGGCCGUGGCGUUCGCCGAGGGCUGGGUGGAAUUUCGGGACAAACGCGCGGCCAAACGCGCGGCCAAAAUCCUGCACGGGGCCCCCAUGGCCCCCCGGCCCCGCAGCCCCUUCCGCCAUUACUGCUGGAGCAUCAAGUACCUGCCUGGCUUCCGGUGGCCUCACCUGAGCGAGAGGCUCAGCUACGAGCGUCAGGUGAGGGCACAGCGCCUCCGGGCUGAGGUGGCCCAGGCCAAACGUGAGGGGGUGUUCUACACCCACCGCAUCUCCAAAAGCACCAAAAACCCCCAAAAAACCUCCGGAGACCCCGCCGCCCCUCCCCCGACCUGGGGCUUCACACAGAGACAGACCGAGGAGGAAAUCUGGAGGCGCAAAGCUCGGCCCCCCCCGGCCGCGCCCCCCCAGCGACUGCUGGAGAAGGUGUUUGGGACAGGGAGGUGAGACCCUCCCCCCCUCAAAUUUUGGGGGGGGGGGGGGUCUCCGGUGUCUGGGAAGGUCCCUCCGCACUCCAGGAACCUCUCUGGAUACCGAUCCCCUUCUCAAGGACCACAAAGUGUUUUUAUUUUUUCUCCUUAAAACUUUUAUUACUCUUAACAAAAAUAAUUCCUCGCGGUCUCUUUAAAUUCUGCCGGGGGGCGGGGCCAAAGGAGGGGGCGGGGCUAUGGCUUCGGCGCAAAACUCCCUGAAGGCAAAGGGGUGGGCGUGGCUUAAGCGUAUCCGACCACGCCCUUUCUGCCAUAAAAGGGCGUGGUCAGAGGAAGCAAGAGCGGGUGAAACGCGCGCGUGGGCGGGGUCUGAGCAAAGGGGGCGGAGCUUGUCGAAGCCACGCCCCCGCCUUAAACAGGACAUGUAAAUCUCUAGAAGGUGGGGGAGGGCAGGGCUCUUAAAGGGGCCGCGCCCCCAUUCCGGGGGACGGUUCCAGUGUCAAAAAUAGAAGCUCUGGGGGUUGGGGGAGGGGCCCCAGUAUGGCACUGGGGAAACGGGAGAACGAACAAACUCGGGGCCCCAUAAACCUGAUGUCCCCAUAAACCUGGGGGAUGGGGGGCAAACCCCCCAAAAAAUGGGUGCUGGGGGCACCCCAAUAUCCCUGGGAAACCAAACGGGGGGAGUGGUACCAAACUGGGGACUUCCCCCCCGCAAAAUGCCACUGCUGGGGUCCCUCAGCCGCACGGUGGCACUGGGGGAGGGGCCAGCUGACACAGUGGGGGAGUCUGGGGUCCCCAAAAUCGGGGUGGCACCCUGGGGUCCCUCUGAAUCCCCACAGAGGGGUCCUGGAUCCCCCAAACUUGGGGGGGUGCCCCAGAAUCUCUCAGUGACUCUGGGGGUCCAGGGGUGCCAGUCCCCACUCUGGGGACCCCCCGGUGCCCCUCCCCCACCACACCCUCGGGCUCCAUCCCCAAAUCCACUCCCCGCCCCAA
This is a messenger RNA of Cinclus cinclus, 1879 nucleotides long. Its product is annotated as activator of basal transcription 1-like. Gene Ontology annotation, molecular function: RNA binding. The record is from RefSeq and is a predicted model, not a curated record. The transcript is spliced from 4 exons. Gene Ontology annotation, cellular component: nucleolus. Lineage: Eukaryota; Metazoa; Chordata; Aves; Passeriformes; Cinclidae. Bases 105 to 902 code for a protein of 265 amino acids. Gene Ontology annotation, biological process: endonucleolytic cleavage in ITS1 to separate SSU-rRNA from 5.8S rRNA and LSU-rRNA from tricistronic rRNA transcript (SSU-rRNA, 5.8S rRNA, LSU-rRNA); endonucleolytic cleavage in 5'-ETS of tricistronic rRNA transcript (SSU-rRNA, 5.8S rRNA, LSU-rRNA); small-subunit processome assembly.